Ornithodoros turicata is the source of this 3020-nucleotide messenger RNA. RefSeq names its product N-alpha-acetyltransferase 15, NatA auxiliary subunit-like (gene Naa15-16). Gene Ontology annotation, biological process: N-terminal peptidyl-methionine acetylation. Lineage: Eukaryota; Metazoa; Arthropoda; Arachnida; Ixodida; Argasidae. The record is from RefSeq and is a predicted model, not a curated record. Gene Ontology annotation, cellular component: cytoplasm; NatA complex. Gene Ontology annotation, molecular function: protein binding. The transcript is spliced from 21 exons. Bases 118 to 2727 code for a protein of 869 amino acids.
CUGGCAACAUUGUAUGAUGCUCCAGAGGCCGCCAUUUGGGGCGCCGUACCACGCGGUUUUGGGCACGAGUGUGACUCGUCUUCAGUUUCAUUCAUCAAUUCUUUCCCUGGCUUCGGGAUGUCCCCAAGCCAGCCUUUACCUCCGAAAGAAAAUGCCCUUUUUAAGAGAAUAUUGAAAUGCUACGAACACAAACAGUACAAGAAUGGCUUGAAAUUUGCGAAGCAAAUUUUGACCAACCCAAAGUUCGCCGACCAUGGAGAGACCCUAGCCAUGAAGGGCUUGACCCUCAACUGCUUAGGCCGCAAAGAAGAAGCGUAUGAAUAUGUUCGCAAAGGUUUGCGCAACGACCUAAGGAGUCAUGUCUGUUGGCACGUAUAUGGUCUUCUUCAACGUUCGGAUCGGAAGUACGAUGAAGCAAUCAAGUGUUACCGUAAUGCUCUCAAGUGGGAUAAGGACAAUAUUCAAAUCCUUCGGGACCUGUCCUUGCUGCAGAUCCAGAUGCGAGAUCUUGAAGGCUAUCGGGACACAAGGUACCAGUUGUUUCUGCUGCGUCCAACGCAGCGUGCAUCCUGGAUUGGCUUCUCCAUGGCUUACCAUCUCCUCAAGGACUACGACAUGGCACUCAAGAUCUUGGAAGAGUUCCGCAAGACACAGACUGUCAGCCAGGCGAAACACGGCUACGACUACGAGCACAGUGAGCUGCUCCUGUACCAGAAUCAAGUGAUGCAGGAAGCCGGGGAACAGAAGGAAGCCCUCCACCACUUGGAUGAGUACAAGGAGCAGAUACGGGAUGAGCUGGCCUGGUACGAGGCAAGAGCGAGCCUUCUCCUGGAGCUUGGGAAGUACCAGGCUGCCGAGAGCGACUACAGGGAACUGCUACAGCGGAAUCCGGAGAACCACCAAUACUAUUAUGGCUUAGCUCGCGCCCUUCGUCUAGACACUCCCGAAGAGCAGAUUCGACUGUUUACGGAUUUACAGAGCAAGUACCCCCGUGCACAAACGCCUCGGAGAUUGCCGCUCAACCAUGCAACGGGGGAGAGGUUCCAUUCCUUGGUUGACCACUACAUGCGCCGUGCGUUGAGGAAAGGCGUGCCUCCGCUCUUUGUUGAUCUUAGGCCUCUUUAUAGCAAUCCCGACAAGGUGAAGAUAAUCGAAGAUCUAUUACGGAACUACAUUAGGUCCUUAAAACAGUGGGAGGUGUUCUCUGAACAAGACAAGAACGGGGAGAAAGAGCCAGCGACGGCCCUUCUCUGGGCCUACUACUAUGCAGCGCAGCACUACGACCAGCUGGGUAGCACCAGCACGGCAUUGGAACUGGUCAAUGCUGCCAUUGAACAUACGCCUACCUUAAUAGAGCUCUUUGUUGCGAAGGCACGCAUAUACAAGCACGCUGGAGAUAUUGAGGAGGCCUUGAGGUGGCUGGACGAGGCACAAGCUCUCGACACGGCGGACCGCUACAUCAACUCAAAGUGUGCAAAAUAUAUGCUCAGGGCGAACCUGGUCAAAGAAGCAGAGGACAUGUGCUCAAAGUUUACUAGGGAGGGCGUGUCUGCUGUGGAGAACCUGAACGAGAUGCAGUGCAUGUGGUUCCAGACAGAGUGUGCCCUGGCCUACCAGAGGUUGGGCAACUGGGGAGAGGCGCUCAAGAAAUGCCACGAAGUGGACAGGCAUUUUAGCGAGAUAAUGGAAGACCAGUUUGACUUCCACACGUACUGCAUGCGGAAGAUGACCUUGCGAGCGUACGUCAGCCUCCUGCGUCUGGAAGAUAUCCUGCGCUCUCACCCCUUCUACUUUAAAGCUGCAAAAGUGGCAAUCGAGGUAUAUCUCCAGUUGCACGACCACCCGGUUACCGACACAGAAGCGGAGGAAGAGAUCAACACGGCCAACAUGGCACCCAGUGAAUUGAAGAAGCUCAAGAGCAAGCAGCGCAAGGCACGACGACGAGCUGAGCAGGAGAAAGAUAAACGGGAACAAGAAAAGAAGGGCGAUCCAAAGACUGGUUCCAAGCAACAACAGCCUCCUGCACCACCACCACCCCAACAGCAGGACGGGGCUGAAGUAGAUGGCAUUCGAGACGAAGAGCUGGUGCCCGAUCGCUUGGCCAGGGUGGAGAACCCACUGGAGCAGGCUAUCCAGUUCCUGCGACCCCUGCAGCAGUUGAGCCCCGAACGUCUAGACACGCAUUUGUUGGCCUUUGAGAUCUACCACCGGAAGGGUCGUCCACUGCUGAUGCUGCAGUCGCUUAAACGCGCUUUCCGUCUUCAACCUUCCUGCCCGAGAUUGCACGCCCAUCUGGUCACCUUCCGUAGCGUUGUGGCUGAAAGGAAAGAUCUGCCAGGACCUGUUCUGGAGGUACUCAAGCAAGAGCUGGAGGAACUCUACCAGGGUUGCACGGCACAACAGCUCAACGAAGAGUUUCUAUCCAAACAUGCCCAUUCGUUUCCUCACCUACUCGAAGGUUGUCUCAUGAUGUACUACCUGGAUAAGUCCAAACAAAAACAGGCACUUCAGAUGGUCACAUCAUUAAAAAACAACAAUCUCGAAGAUGUCACCAUUCAGACGUGCGUGCGUGCCCUGGAGUGCCUGAACAAGGGCCAGCUGGGACCCUGCGAGGAAGAAGUGGAACAGUUCCGCAAGCAAUGCCACCAACGGUUUCCCUGGGCGACCGCCUUCCGUCCCGCGCAACCCCCUCCCACAAAUAAUCACCAGCAGGAACCAGAGGAAUGACACCUAUUCGCAGUGCCUCACAAAGGACGUGUGUGUUGUUUGGCCCCCGGGACUUGGGGCCGCCUGGCUCUUGCGGGGGUGCCCCACAAUAAAAGCACCGUGUGCGUUUUUGCACUUGUGACCCCCCCUCCCCUCCCCCCAGUUGUGAUCACCUCCAGGACGACCAGUCUCUAAAAAUCACACCUCGGGGGGGUUGGACGGCAGUUUGAGGCUCGCACGUUUGGUGACUAGCAGGACAGUUUGAGCUCCUCUGUGAAUCUAAAGCAGUAAACUUUUAUUAUGAUGAUCAUGAA